UGAAUUUUGGUAGAAAUUGCCCACAGAAUAUUCGGAUAAGUAUUUCGGUUUAGCCAAAAGCAGUGUCGUCUUCUUACACAAAAACAACAAAACUCCAAUCGUCCUCCCUCGUCCUGAAUCCAUCCAUCAUCCACUCUCCUCUUAAAAAUCCUAUCUUUGUGGUUUGCAAUCUCUCCCACGACGCGCUUCAUCAUUCAUGGCUAUUUGAAUCUCUCUUCUCUCUCUCUAUCAAAUAUGCAAAACCCUUCAACGGUAACCCAGGAAUCAGCCGCACCGGUCUUUGAUUUCUUCCCACGGCUCAGAGGUUUAACCUCUAGAAAUCGAUCCCCGUGUUCGAAUUCAGAUGGGUAUGCUCUCUCAUCGUCCAAUGCCUUGUACUUCAAUGGUUUCCGGACUUUACCCUCCCGAAGGAUGGGAAAAACCCUAGCUUCCUUGAGCUUCAACACUAAGAGCAGUGCUGGUUCGAGUCUCCGUAGGUUUAUCAGCGAUUUCAAUAGCUUUAUUAGGUUUCACUGCGAUAAAGUGGUUCCGGAGAGCUUUGCCUCCGUCGGAGGAGUCGGAUUAUCGAGUGAUGAGAAUGGGAUUAGGGAAAAUGGGACUGGUGGGGUUUUGGGUGAGGAGGGAUUGCCGUUGAAUGGUGUUGAAGCUGAUCGGCCGAAGAAAGUUUUGAUUUUGAUGAGUGAUACUGGUGGUGGUCACAGAGCUUCUGCGGAAGCCAUUAGAGCUGCUUUUAAUCAGGAGUUUGGAGAUGAGUACCAGGUGUUUAUUACGGAUUUGUGGACAGAUCAUACGCCCUGGCCGUUCAACCAGCUUCCCAGGAGCUAUAAUUUUCUGGUGAAACAUGGAACUCUGUGGAAAAUGACUUAUUAUGGUACAUCUCCACGCAUUGUUCAUCAAUCUAAUUUUGCUGCAACUUCCACUUUUAUUGCCAGGGAAAUCGCCCAAGGGUUAAUGAAAUAUCAACCAGAUAUCAUAAUCAGUGUUCAUCCGUUGAUGCAACAUGUCCCACUUCGUGUCCUAAGAUCAAAAGGCUUGCUUAAGAAAAUCGUGUUCACCACGGUUAUUACAGACUUAAGCACUUGCCAUCCUACAUGGUUUGUUGUUUUAUCAAAUCGUUCAUGUGGUUCUCUUUUCUUAAUAUAUUGUUACAACAUGUUUGUUUUGAUGUUUAGGUUUCAUAAGCUUGUGACAAGAUGUUAUUGCCCAUCAACAGAAGUGGCAAAAAGGGCUCAAAAAGCAGGACUUGAAACAUCACAAAUCAAAGUUUAUGGCCUCCCUGUUCGACCUUCCUUUGUGAAACCAGUUCGCCCAAAGGUUGAAUUAAGAAGGGAGCUAGGGAUGGAUGAGAAUCUUCCAGCUGUUUUGUUAAUGGGUGGAGGAGAAGGGAUGGGUCCCAUCGAGGCAACAGCAAGAGCACUUGCAGAUGCUUUGUAUGAUAAGAAUCUUGGUGAAGCAGUAGGUCAGGUUCUUAUAAUCUGUGGACGGAACAAGAAACUCCAAAGCAAAUUAAGUUCCUUAGACUGGAAAAUCCCUGUCCAGGUUAAGGGGUUUAUAACGAAAAUGGAGGAAUGUAUGGGUGCCUGUGACUGCAUCAUAACAAAGGCUGGUCCAGGCACUAUAGCUGAAGCUAUGAUAAGAGGGUUACCGAUAAUCUUAAACGGUUACAUCGCUGGUCAAGAGGCAGGGAAUGUACCGUACGUGGUGGAAAACGGAUGUGGGAAAUUCUCAAAAUCACCGAAAGAGAUAUCGAAGAUUGUAGCGGAUUGGUUUGGACCGGCAUCGAAAGAGUUGGAGAUAAUGUCACAGAAUGCAUUGAGGCUGGCUAAACCAGAAGCAGUGUUCAAGAUAGUGCAUGAUAUGCACGAGCUUGUCCGUAAAAAAAAUAGUCUUCCUCAACUCUCUUGCACUGCCUAAUAAUCUAUAUAUGUUGUAACUCUAUUCAUUCAAAUUCAAUCACUCUAAUCUCCUUUCUUAGACAAGAGUGUAAUAAACAUCACAAUAUUGUAGUAAUUUUUUUGCCCUAAAUGCAAUAAUCAGGGCCGAUUACUACCAACUCUUUUUAAUAAUGAUAAAUAAGUAUCCCAAUU
Molecule: messenger RNA, 2087 nt
Organism: Arabidopsis thaliana (thale cress)
Lineage: Eukaryota; Viridiplantae; Streptophyta; Magnoliopsida; Brassicales; Brassicaceae
Gene: MGD1
Product: monogalactosyl diacylglycerol synthase 1
Exons: 7
Coding region: 235-1914 (559 amino acids)
Biological process (GO): glycolipid biosynthetic process; galactolipid biosynthetic process
Cellular component (GO): chloroplast membrane; chloroplast inner membrane
Molecular function (GO): 1,2-diacylglycerol 3-beta-galactosyltransferase activity; hexosyltransferase activity
Source: RefSeq, marked reviewed